Nymphaea colorata (pocket water lily) is the source of this 1757-nucleotide messenger RNA. RefSeq names its product probable WRKY transcription factor 40. Lineage: Eukaryota; Viridiplantae; Streptophyta; Magnoliopsida; Nymphaeales; Nymphaeaceae. The coding region runs from base 173 to 1120 and encodes 315 amino acids. Gene Ontology annotation, molecular function: sequence-specific DNA binding; DNA-binding transcription factor activity. The transcript has 4 exons. The record is from RefSeq and is a predicted model, not a curated record. Gene Ontology annotation, biological process: regulation of DNA-templated transcription.
AUAUGAGCUGAGUCGUCCGCCUAGUUCGCUUAAGGCGUUCCUUGUUUUCCCUCCACUUCCCUCUCCUUUCCAGCCAAAUCGUGUUUGAGCUUGCAUUCCCUUUCUUCUUCCUCUUCUUGGUCUUCCUGUUUGUUAGCAGCAGGUGAAGAGAAGUGAGGUCGGAAACAGAGAGAUGGAAAGUGUCUGCGUUGAUCUGUUCCUGGGGUUCGGCCUCAACGCUGCUCCGCACAGUGGAUCCGAAGAGAAGAUGGCAGGUCGUGAAGGAUUCAAUCAGCCACAGUUCACUUCCAUGGGGUUGCAGCCACCCACAUCGGCCAGUAGCCAAGAGGAAAGGAAACUGGAGGAUGAGUUGAGGAGGAUCAGCCAGGAGAACGAGAAGCUGAGCCGGAUGCUUGGGGAGAUGUGCCAGAGCUACAACGCCCUCCAGGCCCAGAUGACCACUCUGAUCAACAGCACCGGCGGCGGCGGAUGCAGCGGUGGCAGAAGGGACGAAGGGGCCACGGCCUCGAGGAAAAGGAAGGAGGAAGAGCAGAGCUCCUCCAGUGACGAGGGGUCGAUAAGCAAGAGGGCGAGGGAAGAAUUUUCGUCGGCCUCGGCUGCCACCAACCUCAUCACGCGAGUCCACUUCAAGACUGACCCUUCCGACGCCAGCCUGAUAGUGAAGGACGGGUACCAAUGGAGGAAAUACGGGCAGAAAGUGACGAAGGACAACCCUUCUCCUAGGGCCUACUUUAGAUGUGCCUUUGCUCCCGGAUGCCCUGUGAAGAAGAAGGUUCAGAGAAGCGCGGAAGACAGGUCCAUCUUGGUGGCGACGUACGAGGGCCAGCAUAACCACGCCCAGCCAUCGGCCGACGCUGCACCACCAACUUGCUCCGCCACCUCACGGUCUACCAUCGAUGGUUCGAUUCCUACCUCCGUCUCCGUGGAAGCGCCGCGGCCCACCUUCAUGCUCGAUUCGACAUGUCCAGGAUCCAAAAGGGAGGAGGCGCCCUUGCUAGGCGGCGGGGAUCUGCAGAAAGCGGUGGCGGAGCAUGUGGCGGUAUCUCUGGCCAACGACCCGACGUUUGCAGCGGCCUUGGCGUCGGCCUUCCUUUCUUCCCAAACUAAUCGGUGCCAUUAGGCUUUGAAGGACAGAAAAGCACCGUGGCUGUUGCCGAGAGGGUUAAGAGCUUAAGAGGCAACACGCGCCUUUCAAUCGUUGCAAAUUGUAAUUGGCGGCAAGUGAAAUUUGUACAAGCUUCAUUCUUAUGAAAUUUACCAUUUUUAAGUUUCUUUCCACUCCUUAAGCUUUCGUUAAAAAUAUUUUAAGGUACUUAAUUUCUUGUUAAUAGAUAUUUUAAGCAAAAAAAUAUACAUGUCAAUAUGUUUAUAAACUCUCAUUUAACACAAACGUUAUUAUUUUAUAAAAAGAUUACUUUUUCUGUUAUCAAUUUUUUGGUGUUAGAAGGGUCAUUAUUCUUUUUAAAAUACUAGAAUAUCUGAAAUAUGUUUAAAAAAAAAAUUGUAAUUAAAUGCAGUAUGAAUCUGAGAAUUUCAGCUUCUCUUAUGUGUAUAUAUAUGACUGCCUUUUAAGAGUCAUUCACGCAUCUAAUCAAAGCCGUCAAAACCAACAUAAUGAACUGUUAAAGAAAAAAAUACUGAAAAAAAACGUCAUGACCAUUUUCAUUAUAUAGUAUCAGUUCAUUUUUUUUAUUGUUUUUCUUUUAUCUAUCCAUUUAGUUAUGGAUAAUUCUAUGUAGCGGAAGUCAUCAUUUCUA